This is a messenger RNA of Hermetia illucens (black soldier fly), 1981 nucleotides long. RefSeq names its product protein vestigial (gene vg). Lineage: Eukaryota; Metazoa; Arthropoda; Insecta; Diptera; Stratiomyidae. Gene Ontology annotation, biological process: regulation of transcription by RNA polymerase II. The transcript is spliced from 7 exons. The coding region runs from base 217 to 1212 and encodes 331 amino acids. Gene Ontology annotation, cellular component: nucleus. The record is from RefSeq and is a predicted model, not a curated record.
AAUAAUAGAUAAAUACUUGUGUGUCAGUGAACGGGGAAAAGAAUAGUGUUUUUGUUGGGGUUGUGAAUUGGACGCGGUUACAGUUUCGCCCUUAAACAUUGUUUGUGCAGAAGAAAUAUCGUGUUAAUAUCCGUUUGUUUUAUAGCUGGUCGAUAAAUUGCUGAGAGGAUCAGACAAUUGUCGAUCGAUUUUGAAUGAAUUUUUGAAGAUAACGAAAUGGCAGUUUCCUGCCCGGAAGUGAUGUACGGUGCUUAUUAUCCAUAUUUAUACGGCCGGGCCGGUCCGAGUAGAUCCUUCUAUCAGUAUGAACGGUUCAACCAAGAUUUGUAUUCCUCAUCUGGUGUUCCGUUGGCUUCAUCAAGUGGUUCGGGUAGUUCACAUUCACCUUGUAGUCCAAUUUUACCGCCAUCAGUAUCGGCUAAUGCAGCGGCUGUUGCAGCGGUCGCUGCUCACAAUGUUGCUUCAACGAGUACUGCCAUUCCAACAAUUCCCAUCGGGAGCUCACUGCAUAGGUCUAUUACCAAAGAGGAAGAUAUUAGUACGGCGGGACGUAGUGAAAAUGAUGGAACAAUUGUUGGUGGCCAUCAUAAUGACUCUUCGUGUUCAUCGGGACCGGAUUCACCUCAUCAUCAUGGAGUACCCGCGAAAGAUCAUCAUUUGGAUGGAAGUGGGAGUGGGACACGAGCCCAAUAUAUAUCUGCAUCCUGCGUUGUUUUUACACAUUAUAGUGGCGAUACAGCAUCCGUCGUAGAUGAACAUUUUUCUAGAGCACUUAAUUUUAGUAAUAAGGAUAGUAAAGAAGGAUGUAGUCCUAUGUCAGCUAGAAACUUCCCACCUUCGUUUUGGAAUAGCAACUAUGUACCUCCUACUCCGGCCCCAACGCACACACAGUAUUUUAAACAGGUUCCAGACAUAUAUUCCACAGACGGUAGCUAUUCGACGGAUCCUUGGGUGCCGCAUGCCGCACACUACGGAUCAUACGCGCAUGCGGCGCACGCUCAUGCCGCACAUGCACACGCAUAUCACCACAAUAUGGCGCAAUAUGGCAGCUUACUGAGGUUACCGCAACAAUAUGGACAUGGAUCGAGAUUACAUCACGAUCAACAAACUGCCCAUGCAUUGGAGAGUGCGGCGGCAUAUUCCAGCUAUCCCACAAUGGCCGGUUUGGAAGCACAAGUGCAAGAAUCAUCGAAGGAUCUCUAUUGGUUCUAAAAUGUACAUAUAGACAUGAAAAUUCGUUAUUAUUAAUAUAUAAUAAUUAGAAUAACUUCUAGAAUAGAUAGAAAUAUAAAAGUUACAACUAUUUCGGAAUAUUCGGCCCAUGUACAAGAAAGCCAUCAAACCCAACAUCAAAUACUAGUUCUGUGUUCUCUUGCAGUGCAAAUUUAAUAUAAAUCAGUAUUUAAAUUUAACAGGAGCCUAGGCAUGAAAUGUCAUUGUAUGUAUAGUCAUCAGAAUUUUCAAAUUUGGAUGGUUAACAAUCAGUACAAACAAGUAAACGUGCUUGUAAUCAACCCUCAACACAGAAUAAAACUAAAUUAAACAUAAUUGAAAGUAUUCCGGUCAACAUAAAUGAAAAAAAAAAGUGCUAUACGAUGUAGGAUGCACAAAGCAACAUGUAGAAAGAACUCAAGAAAAAUAUGGAUGAAUGUUAGUUAUUGUAAAUGAUGUAGUUUUAGUAGAUAUUUAUGCGGGAGGAGAGUCCCAGUAAUACUUUCCCACACGCUAUAAUUCACGCAAAAUGUAGUAAUUCUAAUUGAUAAUUCUACUUUAUGUUGUCUUUCGUUUAUGUGCAAGAAAAGUAUACAAUGCAAUAAAAAGUCGCGAUAGAAUUGUUACGUAAUAAAGGGUUUGCUUAUUAGUUGGCAAACCACCUGUAAAAUAAUAUUAUUAAGUAUGUAUUAAAAAAAUUAAAUGAAAUAAAAUAAAAUAAUAAACUAUUGGGCCAAUAAAGGCGCCUGAAAAAAAUCGUGAAAAUGUA